Tetranychus urticae (two-spotted spider mite) is the source of this 1925-nucleotide messenger RNA. Its product is annotated as succinyl-CoA:glutarate CoA-transferase. Gene Ontology annotation, molecular function: succinate-hydroxymethylglutarate CoA-transferase activity. Lineage: Eukaryota; Metazoa; Arthropoda; Arachnida; Trombidiformes; Tetranychidae. Gene Ontology annotation, cellular component: mitochondrion. The record is from RefSeq and is a predicted model, not a curated record.
AGAGGAAGAGAGGAGAAAGGAAAUAAACAAAAAAUGUUUGUUUUGCUAUUGACUAUAAAUAGCUGGUACUUUUAAAUCUGGUUUCACUUGUGGCCUCUUCGUAGACUCUAGUUCAUGUCUCUUGAUUGUUACCUUUAUGAUUAGUUGCUGUUGAUGUACACCUUCAUGCAUCAACUAUCGAUGGAUGGCACAUUGAAGACCAUGCGUUUUGGCAAGAAAAUUUUGGGACUCUGUUGGCCCAGCUGAAGAUUUCUUGUAGUGUGUUAAUUUAACUGAUUAACUCACUUGGUUGAUUAUCUACUCGGCAUUUUAGAUAUCACUAGAUGUCGCACAAAAUGGUUUCCAUGUGGAUGGAUGGAUCUUUUAAGAUAUAAAUGCUUGAUUGAGAAUAUAGUUUUAUUUAGUUCUUUUAUUGACUGUUCAACUAUAUUAUCUAAAUAACCAUGAUUUGUCCUAAAAGACAAGUUUUGAAUUUUUUUCAUGGUUUUAAAAGUAGUCGUCUGUUAUCUUCCAGUCCUGAUUCCACAACGAAAAUACAAGGAUGCCUUAGUGAUAUAACCAUCCUUGAUUUAACCCGAAUAUUGGCUGGGCCUUUUUGCACCAUGCUUUUAUCAGAUUUGGGUGCCAAAGUUAUUAAAGUUGAAAAGCCCGGUAAAGGUGAUGAAACUCGGAGCUGGGGUCCACCUUACGCUAAUGGUGACGCCGCUUAUUACUUGUCAAUCAAUCGUAAUAAAAAGAGUAUUGCCGUUGAUUUCAAAAAGUCAGAAGGACUGAAGAUACUAGAAAAAUUAGUGGCGCAAAGUGAUGUUUUCAUUGAAAAUUAUAUACCCGGUAAAUUAUCUGAAAUGGGUCUCGGCUAUGAUGAUCUGAAUAAGAUCAAUCCUGGAAUCAUUUAUUGUUCCAUCAGUGGUUUCGGACCUACAGGACCUUAUGCUAGACGAGCUGGUUUCGAUGUCAUUGCUGCGUCUAUGGGUGGUCUUCUUGCCAUAACUGGACCAGAAGGAGGUGCACCUUGCAAGGUUGGAGUUGCAUCAACUGAUUUAAGCACUGGUCUUUAUGCCCACGGAGCUAUUCUCGCUGCUCUACAUCAAAGAACCCAUACAGGCUUGGGAAUGAAAAUUGAUUGUAAUUUACUUUCAACUCAAGUUUCCUUGUUAGCCAAUUUAGGAGUAGGUUAUCUUAACGCAGGUCUAGUUCCACAACGUCGAGGAACAGCUCACGAAAAUGUUGUCCCGUAUCAGGCAUUUAAAUGCGCCGAUGGAAGAUAUAUAACAAUUUGUGCUGGCUCUGAUAAAAUGUUCCAUUCCAUUUGUAAAGUCGUUUUUCCCUCAGAUGAGGCAGAAAAGGUUAUCAAUGAUCCGAAAUACGUUGAUAACGCUUCUCGAAAUGUGAAUAGAAAAGAGCUUGUCGACCUGAUAGAAAAGGCUUUGGCCCGUAAACCAAUGCAAGAAUGGUUAAAAGAUUUCGAAGGAACUGGCAUUUCCUAUGGACCUGUGAAUGAUGUUGAUCUAGUAUUUGAAGAUCCACAAGUUAUACAUAAUCAAUCGGUUAUCGAUGUUGACCAUAACAAAGGAGGUAAAAUAAAACUCCUUGGUCCUGCUGUUAAAUAUCAACCUCUGGCUCCAAAUUUGACGGCUUUCCGGGAAAAAAUGACUUCUCCUCCAGAUGUUGGUGAACAUACAAUUCAAGUUCUGGAACAAUUAGGCUACGAUCAAAAAUCAAUUGAACAGCUAAAGGAAAAGAAAAUAAUUCAAUGCUCGAAAUAGUCUGUCUUUAUAAUUUAAUAAAUACUGAUUGUUUAUACAUUCUAUAUUUUAUACCGAAGUCAAGAGUAGCAAUUAUAUGUUAACUACACUCUCAAAUGGUCUAUACUGAUGAUAAAGAGUAUAACUUGAUAAUAAACUUCUAAUUGGGCUAAUUUUCAA